Molecule: messenger RNA, 2363 nt
Organism: Rhagoletis pomonella (apple maggot)
Lineage: Eukaryota; Metazoa; Arthropoda; Insecta; Diptera; Tephritidae
Exons: 4
Coding region: 723-1457 (244 amino acids)
Source: RefSeq, a predicted model, not a curated record
GUAUUGGCGUGUAUGUAUUUGAGUGUAGUGCAAACAAGUUUGCGCAUUCAGUUGCGAAUUUAAUUUAAGUCGGAGCGGUGCGCUCGCUGCCACUAACAGAAUUUGGUCGCUUUCAAUUGACUGUUUUCGAAUUACACGCGUGUACUUUUUAUUUUGCUGUUAUGCAGUUGUAUAAUAAAAUUUGAGUGGCUUUGAGUGGUAUUUGUGGCCGCAUAAAUUAUUUGCUUUGCAUAUAAAAUUGUUCGUUUAUAUUUUGUGGAAAUUGAGUGACGACCCGCUGCAAAAACAACCAAAAACACAGUUAGUUUUUUUUUUUUAGUGGUACUGUUUAGCUAAAAAUAACAAAACAAAACAGCAGCAACAUAUUUUUCCGCAAAAAGUGGAAAGUAGAGAAAAUACGUACGCGAGUUGAGCAGUGAAAUCAGCGGACCAAAUUCACAGCCCACAUACCUGGCAGCGCCGGUGAGCCGAUUUAGCACGCUUCUUUCACAAAAGCUGCUUUCAAAAACAUAUCUACUUGCAUAUGUACAUACAUUCAUAUGUUUGCAGCGAGCAAUCAAAAUUUAUGUAUAACUACAAAAAGAUGUUAAAAAAAAUUUAUAUUUUUGUUUGGUAAUUUUAAAUAUUUAUGUGUUUGAUGCAGUUUAAAAAAUAGAAAUCGUGAAAAACUGAGUUUUUAAAAAGCUACCAUACUCGCUCAUCAAAACAACAACCAUUUCAAAAUGUUGAAUCUACGAAGCCAACUUGAUAAGAUAAUCAUCACUGCCAUGGAUCGUUUCGUGUGGUUUGUUCUACUUGUGGUAAUGUCGCAUUUGGUGACCGAAUUUACACGCGUCACUGGCUAUGCGCGCGGCAACCGUCACGAUGUGGUUCUCAUAAAUGAUACGUCCAUGCGAACAAUGCCUGUGGCAAGUAUGAUUUUGUAUCCGAGCGAAGAGUACGGGCUGUAUGACCAACAACAAAUUUCACAGUACAACAACAUCUAUCCGAAUAAAUACAACGGCCAAAGCAACCACAAUAACUACAAUAACUACAACGGCAAUCCGAAUAUGCAGCCAAACUCUCCAAAUGCCGAGUCAGCUGCCACCGGUUUCCCAUUCAGUUUUCGUCCCAUUAUAGACAGCAUCUUCGAGAUUCCAAUAUCAACGCUGCGCGCUGUCAACAAUCUGGUGGCGCGCUUAACUGGCAACUAUCAACACCAGGUGCCUUCAAUGACUCCUGGCGUACUGAAAUCCACCAACGACAAUGAGCAUCCGGACGCGCUGCAGGCCUUCCGUUCCUUACCAGCAGGCGUUGAGGGCGGCGUGACAUCCGUGCAGGCAUCGCCACCAGCGACCGCUCGGAAUUCGGUAGCCGCAGCGACGGAAAAUGAUGAGAAGCACAGUUAUAAUAACAAUAAAGGCAGCAAUCCUGUAGUCAGAAUGCGUAGGUCUCUACUGCGUAAGAUGAACGCGUAAAUCGGUGCACUGCUAACUGCCGGCCGACCGGCCGGCUGGCCAAGCAGAAUGAUAGAAAAUAAGAAGGGCAGGGAGCAGCAGGCAGCAAAAGUUGAAGGCACGUCGAUUUCACGCCUUGCGCGCGCGCACACAUACACAAACACAGAGCGCGUCUUCAAGCAUUCUUUGACCCAACUAGUUGUGUAGUUCAUUUGCACUUCACUUCCUUCCACCCACCGAUUCAUUUUCAUUCAUGCAUUUUAUUAUACGCUCAUUUGUUUGGUUAUAACUACGAGUGCUGUACACGCGAGUUUGGCUGUGUGGGGGUGUGUGUGUGUGUUUAGCAAAGGGUUUUCUUUGUGGUUUAGUUGUUCUUUAUGUUCGUCACGAUUCAAUGUGCGCACAUUUGCAUAAACUUGUUCUAAAGUUGGCGAUUUAACUUUUUUCGCACGUAUUUGUUGUUGUUCUUUUGAGUCUUGAGAAACUAAGCCGCGGGAAUCGCCUUUCACUGUCGGCUGACACAAAGUUUAUUUUGUGUUGUAUUGCCCGCGAACGGUUUAAUUUUUUUUAAUUUCCUUCACAAAUUAAACACUCACUCGCCUUCAUUUCACUUUUGCUGUCUAUUCAGUCAGUUCUCUGCACAGCUUUUUCUCAUUACUUUUAAUUUAUUGUAUUUCGUCAUUUAAGUUAAUUGUUAAGCGCACAGUGACAUCUUCGUCUUUCUGCAGAUUUGAAUGUUUAUUUUAACGACUAAUUUUUAGGCUAAUUUUCUCUUUGUCAUUUUCUGUUCAUUUUGUUGAUGUGAUAUUACUUUAGCGACUCCGUUAGUAGAAUUUAAGUUUAAAUGUGUUAAUGCUAGACUUAAGGAAUAGUUUUUGUAAGACAAUAAGUUUGUAAAUAAAUCAUAUACAUAAAUAUAUGGAAAUA